UUCUUUUUUUGCUUCGACUGAAGGUGACCGGACUCCCAACCCCCUUCUAAUUUUUAAGUACGGUUAUCAUACGUUCGUUUCAGAGCGCGGCCGUUGAAACCGCCUCAAGAGAAAAAAACAAGAGAGAGAUGAUAAAGAAGGGACGAGAGAGGAAGAGCUCUUUGACCGCCAUAGGUGAGCUCUAGAUGACGCCGGUUGCCUCCUCUUAGCGCCUUCCCUUUCGUAUUGUCCUCCCGGUUCGAGGCCUUCCGCGGUGGUUUCCCCCCAUCCGACGUGUCCCCCAAUCGCUCCCGAGAGCAGGGGUUUCGAUCUGGCGGAACGGGUGAAGGAAUCGAGAGGGAUCGGUUCGAUUUGUGGAUUUCCGGUGGCAUUCGGCGGGGGACUUGGCGAAUUGGGCUGCGAUCGGUUUGGUUUGGAGGGAGUCGAUGGGACCAGCGCGGUGCUCCGGCGUCGGAUCUGGGAAUUCCGGGGCCUAUACGACGGAAAUUGCGGAAUCCUUACGCUUCGAGGAGGAGAUCCACAGCAUUGUCCACCCCAGCUUGGACUCCUCCCCCGCGGCUGGCGGCUCCUUCACUGCGCUCCUCGGCCUCCCAGCCAACCAAGCCGUGGAGCUCCUCCACGAGACGGGCCCCAGUGAGGCCCCCGGCUCUGCCGCGGCCCCCUCCCCUACCGGUGAGCUGUGGCGGCUCCGCCUCGGCGAGCACGCCGCCGGCCCCCUCCACCUUCCGCUUGGCUGCUCUCCCACCUUCCCCUCCAACGCUGCCCUCGUGGAGCGCGCCGCGAGGUUCUCCGUCUUCGCCGCCGAGGAUUCACCGGCGUUGAGCUCCGGCGGCGGCCCUUCGCCACGGCUCAAGGCGGAGCCCCUCGACUCCGAUUCCCCCCCUCUCCUCCCUAUCCCUACCGAGAAGACUCAGCGGCCGGCAAAAAGGAAGGAGUGCGAGAAGAGCAAGGCGAAGGGACCCGCAAAGAAGAGCAAGAGCGCGGAGGAGACCACUGCCGCAGCAGCGAAGGAGACGGCGGCGGAGAACACCGAUGGUGAGAAGCUCCCCUAUGUUCACGUCCGUGCUCGCCGAGGCCAAGCCACCGAUAGCCACAGCUUAGCUGAGAGAGCGCGGAGGGAAAAAAUAAAUGCAAGGAUGAAGCUUCUCCAAGAAUUAGUUCCCGGGUGCAGCAAGAUAACAGGUACGGCUUUGGUGCUGGAUGAAAUCAUCAAUCACGUACAGUCGCUUCAGAGGCAAGUUGAGUUCCUGUCGAUGAGAUUAGCGGCCGUGAACCCGAGGAUCGACUUUGGCGGCCUCGACAGCUUUUUAUCGGCGGAGUGUGGACCGCUGGCGACGGCUAAUGGGAGGGGAGGAGUGGCCUUGGAUCCUGCGCUGUGGUCGUCGCACCCGGUAACGGCGAACGGAGCACGUUGGCUGCCGCAGCCGCAAAUCCGGCACGUCGAUGUCUGGCCAACUCAGCAGUCUUCGAUGGCGUGGACGAGGGAUGGACCCGCCCAUCCGCACGCCCUCCUCAACCCCGGGGCUUCGCUCGUCGGCUACGAUCCCGCCAGCUCCGUGUUGCUGAACUCGAACCAGUUGAAGACGGAACUCUGAACAGCAAGUGAUGGUGCUUUCAUACUGGCAUAUAACACCAGUUUGUACAGAGCAGAAUUAAUAUAUUGUUACGAUUAGUGGAGUGGAAGUUGGAAGAGCUUCGUUCACAAUUUCAUGUGACCAGCUCUCUGAUAAUUUAUUGCAGAGUAUAUACUCUACUUUCUCGUACAUUAUGCUUAUAUAAAUUUCAGCCUUAUGAUUGAAGCAGCUUUUUUA
Molecule: messenger RNA, 1811 nt
Organism: Musa acuminata subsp. malaccensis (wild Malaysian banana)
Lineage: Eukaryota; Viridiplantae; Streptophyta; Magnoliopsida; Zingiberales; Musaceae
Product: transcription factor bHLH48-like
Biological process (GO): regulation of DNA-templated transcription
Cellular component (GO): nucleus
Molecular function (GO): protein dimerization activity; DNA-binding transcription factor activity
Source: RefSeq, a predicted model, not a curated record